GCUCAGAAACAUGCUGAGGUCCCGGCGGCUCUUCCAGCAGCGACAGCGGCUCCAGCAGCAGCGGCGGCGGCGGCGGCGGAGACAGCGCUCGGCUACGGAGGAGAAGGCGCCCGGCGUCCAUGCCUCCGGCCCCGAGCCGCGGCUGCCCUGACCUGGCCGCGACCUCCCCGCGCGGGCCCCGCAGCCCCGGCUCCUGGGGUGCUCCCCAGGCGCGGCCCAGCCCCGCCACACCCCCCGCCCCCGGCCUCCGCAGCUCGGCAUGGGCGCGGGGGCGCUCGCCCUGGGCGCCUCCGAACCCUGCAACCUGUCGUCCGCCGCGCCGCUGCCCGACGGUGCGGCCACCGCGGCGCGGCUGCUGGUGCUCGCGUCGCCUCCCGCCUCGCUGCUGCCUCCAGCCAGCGAGGGCUCAGCGCCGCUGUCGCAGCAGUGGACCGCGGGUAUGGGCCUACUGCUGGCGCUCAUCGUUCUGCUCAUCGUGGUGGGUAACGUGCUGGUGAUCGUGGCCAUCGCCAAGACCCCGCGGCUGCAGACGCUCACCAACCUCUUCAUCAUGUCCCUGGCCAGCGCUGAUCUGGUCAUGGGAUUGCUGGUGGUGCCUUUCGGGGCCACCAUCGUGGUGUGGGGCCGCUGGGAGUACGGCUCCUUCUUCUGCGAGCUCUGGACUUCGGUAGACGUGCUGUGUGUGACGGCCAGCAUUGAGACCCUGUGUGUCAUCGCCCUGGACCGCUACCUCGCCAUCACGUCGCCCUUUCGCUACCAGAGUUUGCUGACGCGCGCGCGAGCGCGGGCCCUCGUGUGCACAGUGUGGGCCAUCUCGGCGUUAGUGUCCUUCCUGCCCAUCCUCAUGCACUGGUGGCGGGCCGAGAGCGACGAAGCGCGCCGCUGCUACAACGACCCUAAGUGCUGCGAUUUCGUCACCAACAGGGCCUACGCCAUCGCCUCGUCCGUCGUCUCCUUCUACGUGCCCCUGUGCAUCAUGGCCUUCGUGUACCUGCGGGUGUUCCGCGAGGCCCAAAAACAGGUAAAGAAGAUCGACAGCUGCGAGCGCCGCUUCCUCGGCGGCCCAGCCCGGCCGCCCUCGCCUGAGCCCUCGCCGUCACCUGGGCCACCGCGCCCCGCAGACUCGCUGGCCAACGGGCGCUCCAGCAAGCGGCGGCCGUCGCGCCUCGUGGCUCUGCGCGAGCAGAAGGCGCUCAAGACUCUGGGCAUCAUCAUGGGUGUGUUCACGCUCUGCUGGCUGCCCUUCUUCCUGGCCAACGUGGUGAAGGCUUUCCACCGCGACCUGGUGCCGGAUCGCCUCUUCGUCUUCUUCAACUGGCUGGGCUACGCCAACUCGGCCUUCAACCCCAUCAUCUACUGCCGCAGCCCCGACUUCCGCAAGGCUUUCCAGCGCCUGCUCUGCUGCGCGCGCCGGGCCGCCUGCAGACGCCGCGCAGCCCACGGGGACCGGCCGCGCGCCUCCGGCUGCCUGGCGAGAGCUGGGCCGCCGCCGUCCCCCGGAGCUCCCUCGGACGACGACGACGACGACGCCGGGACCACCCCACCGGCGCGCCUGCUGGAGCCCUGGACCGGCUGCAACGGCGGGACGACCACUGUGGACAGCGAUUCGAGCCUGGACGAGCCGGGGCGCCAGGGCUUCUCCUCGGAGUCCAAGGUGUAGAGAGCCAGGCUCUCUGGGCGCACGGACGCCGCUCCCCAUAGUCCCGGGCUGGACACGGGCUCUGCAUCUCUAGAGGAAGAGAGCCCGCCUGGGCGCCCCUGAGCCGCUCCCCAGGGGAGAGAGGAGAUCUCUGUUUACUCAAGACCGAAAGCAGGUGAAUGCAAAGCCCACAGAUCUAUCGAAUCAUCCGAGACGUACAGAAAAACCCCCGGACCGAGCGUUUGCGCAAAAAGGAAAGUUUAGGAGGAGUUGGGAGAGUGUGGCUUAGUGUGGCUUACUGGUUUGUCUUGAGUUCCUUUCUCUCUGAGGUUCGGCCUUUCGUGUGUUUAAUGCACCUUCAGGCAUUCCCCCCCGUCCCUAGGUGGGUUUUGACACUUUCUGCAAGGACCCGAGUGGAAACUAGGAGGGGAGGGGAAGGGGCAGGAUGGAGUCUAUCACCUGGCCUUCCGGUUCCACACCUAGGAACCUAAGUAUUCAGCUCAGGUUUGGUGUGGGGGCGGGGGCGGUGAUAAUUAGCCAGGAAGUGUUUCCCUUUGCUUUCUAAAGAAAUUGCAUACUAAUUCCGGAGUACUGGUGUCUCCUGUUCUUAAAGCAAAGGGAAAAGAAGGAUGCGGGGAAACAGACAAAUCUGGUUUCGAGAAACUAUGUGUGGAGCACUGUUCACCUUGCUUUCUCCUAGAGGGCAAACCCUGUGCCCUGCGCGCCUCGGUGGUCCUGCUGUGGGUCCUCUACCUCACUCUGUGCAUAUUGCACAGCAAGAUAGAAAGACUUGUUUAUAUUAAACAGCUUAUUUAUGUAUCAAUACUAGUUGGAAGGACCAGGCGCUGAGUCUCUCUCUGUGACAUGUGACUCUGUCAACUAAAGAUAGGACAGAACAAAAGGAAACAGUUGAGAUUAUUGCACAUGUGGCUAAAAACAAAGACGACAAAAAAAAAAAAAGGCAGUGGUUGGAAGGCCAUUUUGCACAGCGUUAGGCAUUGUAAAAUUCAUAGAAGUUGUUAACUUGCACAAAAAGUUAAAUAUUUUUACUGGGAUGGGGAGGUGGGCAGAUCUUUAAAAAGCUAAAAUAAAAUUCAAACUCAGUUUUCUUGUCUAUUAUGUUAUUGAGUUGAUGGUUUAUUGGGAAGUUUUUAUACUCUUAUCAUGGUACUGUAACUGUAUCCAUAUUAUAAAUAUUAUUCUCUUACGUAUUUUUAUUAUUAUUUUUUAAUGUCCAAGUGCCCACGUGAAUCUGCUGGUAAAAUUUAGCACUCGUGUGUAUAUUCUAUCUCUUCUUGUGUGUGUGACCAAGUAUUUAUACUCUGGUGCAACUAACUACCGUGUGGGAAUUGGUCCAUGUGCAAUAAAAACAGCAGUGCAGCUCAAUAGAGGUUCCGUGCCGUGUGUCUGUAAGGGGGUCCGCGAUGACAAGAGAGACUUGAGUGUUUGCUUCAAAAUACAGACUGGCGGCCUUUUUAAUAUCUCUUUAUGACUCAAUCACAGAGCAAAGUGCCUCUAGACCAAAUAAGGCGCUCACCAACAGAGAGUCACAGAUUUGCCCCAAAUUUUCACAGCCGGAUUCAAGGUAUUCCAGACAACUCAGGCACCCUCAAGAGCCCAUCUGCUACAGUUGAUGGAAGAAGGGAUUUCGUAUCUUCUGCAAAGGAGAGCCAGAGAGAGUGUUGGAGACGGGGUAACUCAGCAGCAACAUCUCACAGAAACACAGGCAGGAAGGAGUGACCCACUGGAUGAUGUCGCCCACUUGAAACACGUUCUGAUUUGGGAAUACAGCAAGACUGAAGUCCAAGUGAAAACAAUGCCCUCCCCUGCAAAACAGCCUGGAGUUUCAAGCAAAAUGUCUCCAGGCAUGGGGGAGGAUGUUCCAAUGUUCCUGCCCUGUUCCACAGUCCAACCACAGGAAAGCUAAGGACCGUCAUCAAGCAUCACAGCGAGGUGCAGGAAUGGGAGGCGACUGCCCAUCUUCACGAUUCCCACAGAACAACUGCUCAGACUGCCAGUGCCACGCAGCCGGGCGCGUGUUUCCACUUGCUGCAAGUCUCUAGUUACCUCUUAGGGAGGUGAUCACGGCAGUGUUGGCGUUGGAACCGAGGGCCUUGACAACUGUGCUCAGAAAUCUCGCUACCAUUGAGUGUGAUGCCUUUUGAACCCCAUCCCACUAAACUUAUCAUUAAAGCUCCAGCAAUGUUUCCAGCUAUACACGGAUGGAAAUAGCUUCCGGAGGAAGAGUCCCCCAGAUUCCAAGUCAGAAACUGGAAGAGAGGGAGCAACCCAGGGCUGCUUUCCUUCUGGCUCAGCGGAUCUUAGGGACCUCACGGGUGCAGAAGGGAGGCGCUGGGAGGCCAGCAGUCGCCCACGAAGAGAUCUGCUCCUGGGAAAGUCCUCAAAGCCAGGUGAAGUGUAGCAUCCUGAAGGAAAAAGGAGGGCGGAGCAGUGGGCCACUCCGCGGGAAUCAAAGGCGGGGGCGGGGGAGAGGAUGUGGUGGGCCGCUGACAGAAAGAAGUGGCUGGCUGCAGGCUCCAAAGGGGACCUGUUCCCAGCUUGCCACUUGGAUGGCACCUUUCAAAGCCCCACGGAGACAACAGGACAAAGGGAUGAGAAGCUCUGCAGUGAGGGUGCGGCUCCUCCCCGCCUUUGAGCUCAGCGCAGCCCCGGAGCCGCCCUUGGCCGCUCUGUGCUCCCUCACUGGUGUCCUUUGAUCCACCAACUGCUCCAGCCCUUUCGAGGAAGCCAGAGGAGGGGCGCCCAGCUCCCCACUAGAGGGGAGGUAGGAUUUCUUUGAAAUGGAACGACAACGAUUCUGUUGGCUUAAUAGGAAGCUAUCCACUGCAGACAAAGUUGGGUUUGCCUACCAAACCAAGAUACUUCUUGGUUGUUUGCAAGAAAGCUCCCUUUGAUAAGGUGACUCUCAUUCACAGAGAGGCUGGCUGGGUGAACAACGUCCUUCGGUUGUUAUGUUAGGGGGUGAGAAUGUAGCGCCUGCCCAGACAGGACAGUUCUCAGGCAUGGCGUGAGAAGCCGCCUUGCUGUGUUCCUUCACACUGCCUUAAAGUUUAUGAAUCCUCCGCAGACCACACCUUGCUCUCCUGGCUGGUUCUGCUGGUUGUAAUAUCUCAUAAAAACAGCUGUUUACAGACUGCUUGGUCAUUCCCACCCUGAACUCUUCCUGGACAGGAGGCAGCUGCUCUAGAGUUUAGAUGUUUAAAACAAAGCCCUUCCAGCUAGGCUCACAGCCUUAUCUUCCAAACAACAGAAAGUAGAGCCUUUGGUAACACCAUUCAGAUUCAAUUCAAACCAGCUUCUCAGAUUUCAGAGCACCAGCAACUCUGUUUAAUGUCCCAAAAGAACGAUUUCUGAGCUUAAGAAAUUACAGACUGAGAGAGCAGCAGAGUCGCUUGCUGGAGUCAGAAGGAUGAGAUGUAGGUCUGGCCGGGGUGAGGCAGGAAGAGGACGUCACAGUGGUUCAGGCAAAGCGCCUGUAAGCACGUUGUCCUUUCUUCCAAAUGUCUACCCUUGAGAGUAGGAAGUAAACUUCUCAAAGAAGCUCUUGAUGUUUUCUGGGUUAGAGUUUGGGCGAGAGUGAAGCCAUGCUCUAACACACUGUGUUGGGCUAGUGCCUGCCGCUGAGACUGCUCUAAGGCUGUCUGUCACCUGACUCUGGAAGGCAAGAAGCCCAGCUCACAUUUCAGAUACCUGAGGCUCCUGAAGACAGCCAGGUUGAUAAGCCUGAAGAGAGAUCCUCCCAGGGCUGGGUGGUGACAGCUGGUUGUUUGGUAACAUUCCUCUGCCAUCUAGUGGCACCAGCCUACACUUCCCUCUCAGAUGAACUUGGAGUUCCCACGCUCCGAUGGAGUUCCUAGAUUUUUUUUCUUUCGUUCAAAUUGAGUUUUCUAAAUCGGCCAUCUUUAAGGGUCAGUGGGACAGUUCAGGAAGUGAGGGUGUUUCUCACCAAGUUGGAGUCUUAAGAGCCAUUUGGCAGAAGGAGUGUAUCUAUCUAUCUACUCCCACAAGUGGUCUUUUGGCCUCCAAACACACUCAAUGGCAACUGUGUGCAUUUGCACAUUAAUUAAAAGCCCAUCUCAAGAGGUCCAUCAGAGAAAGGCCCACUCCACAGAACUGACUUUGAAUCUGUGCCAUGAUGCUGGCCAGACACUUCACCAUGGGGAUGCAGCCUGGUAAUCUGUGACAAGCGACAACUUGUUUCCUCCUAUGAGUGUGCUUCCUAGCACAGAAGCCAUUCACAGCUGUAAAAAGCAUCCUUGCAGUCUCUAUCCCUGGAAACAGGACUCCAUGCUGUGUCUCCUCUAUGUCUUGCUCUCUGAAUUGUUUGAGGAGGUAGCAAAGACUUCAAGUUCAUCACGCUGUUCUCCUGACUACAGCCUUCUGCCCUGCCUGAAGCCUUGUGCUGCCCUCGGGCGGGCCUCUGAGAGCGAGCCCUGUUCUACUCUGGUGCUCUGAAGUCCGUGUUGACAACAGCAAACAUUUAUUCAACGCUACAAGAUCGGCUCUGAGGUUCUUGAUACUCUCACUGCAUCCAGAUGCCGCAGUAGAGAUUCUCAGAGAACUCCCUGGAGUGUAUCUCCUACCGACAGCCUCUGCACACAAGGAGAAUGACACAAGGUCAAACCGGUGACAGAAGCGAGACUUAUGCUCAGGCAGAUGCUAAUUAAUAUAUACAUUCUUAGCCAUUUGGCCACUGCUUUGUUCAUAUUCCUCUGGUGCAAUUUUAACUAACUUAUCUAAUUUUUCAGGUGAUCACAAGUCCAGUCUUGGGGGCUGUGGCUGUUUCUCAGUGGCAGAGCACGAGUAUGUCUAAGGCCCUGGGUUUGAUCCUUAGCACUGCAAAAGAACAAAAAUUUAAAAUAGGGCUGGGGCGCAGGUGAAGGUAGGCAGAAAUGUUUGCCUGGAAAGUAUGAGGACCUGUGGUUGGAUCAUCAGAAGCCAUGUAAACUGGCUGCACAGUGCAAGGGCCCUGUCAUUCCAAGCAUGUCUCAUGGCUGGGGUGGUCAUAAGCCAUAUCAUGGGACCCCACUAUACUGCCUUACCAAGUGAAUAUGCUGUCAAACUGUCUUCUAAAUAUUUAUGGCUAUACCCAUAGAGUGGUGCUGCUCUCUACUUUGGUCUGAGAAGCUUCUUUUUGCAGUGGGCAGCAGUCAAUGCAGACUCAAAACUGGUCAAAACGUUGAGAAUAAAUGUUGAGUGCAGAGCCAGAAAUGGGACAGUGUAUCACCUCCACAAGGGGACAGUGUAUCACCUCCACAAGGGGACAGUGUAUCACCUCCACAAGGGGACAGUGUAUCACCUCCACAAGGGGACAGUGUAUCGCCUCCACAAGGGGGACAAUAUAUCACCUCCACAAGGGGACAGUGUAUCGCCUCCACAAGGGGAUAGUGUAUUGCCUCCACAAGGGGAUAGUGUAUCGCCUCCACAAGGGGACAGUGUAUCGCCUCCACAAGGGGACAGUGUAUCACCUCCACAAGGGGACAGUAUAUCACCUCCACAAGGGGACAGUGUAUCGCCUCCACAAUAAUAAGGAACACCAAGGGAAGGGGAAUGGGAAGAUGAUCUAGAGGACAGGAGUGGUGCUGGGAAAUGCUGUGUUCUGGAAAUGGUGUGGCUAUUGUACUCCUGCACUCACAGAAGUCAUGGUUACCUGUGGAAGACCUACAGAAGAUCAAGCCAGCCAGCAAUUCCAGCAUGGGUGGAAAUGGGUUCACGAGUCUCCAAGCCCAGUUAAGGAGCUAAGGACAGCUGCUGGGAGAGGAGUUGUCAUUUUUCUUUUUGAGUAUGGCUACAUGUGCACUCAAGCAGCAGUAGCUGGAUCCAGUGGGUUCUUAGAAAAGGAGAAGAGGAGAAGGAGGAGAGGGAGAAGAAAAAGGAGGAAGACAUAAAUGUACUGAGGUGUGUGCUGGGGUCAUCCAGGAGUAGUAGGAGGGAGGAGCUGGGGUUGAUAGAUCAAGAUACAGAUGAAUUUUUUAAAAGAUUUAUUUAUUUUA
Molecule: messenger RNA, 7653 nt
Organism: Mus caroli (Ryukyu mouse)
Lineage: Eukaryota; Metazoa; Chordata; Mammalia; Rodentia; Muridae
Source: RefSeq, a predicted model, not a curated record